CACUUGCUACUAUACCUCCUGAACCUUCACAACCAUUUGUUUAUGUAACUGCUACUUAUUCUGGAGAUGGAGAUACUGUAGUUAUUGGUUAUAUAAAUGGAACUGCAACUACUGAAUUUGUGUUUGGACCAUAUACAACUUUUAUACCUCCACCUGCAACUACUGGACCACUUAUACCUGUUAUAACUACACCUGCAACUACUGGACCAAUAGCACCUGUGAAUGGACCACUUAUACCUGCUAUAACUCCACCUGCGCCUACAUCUUCUAAAGCAUCCAUUACUCUUAAAACAUCUGCUACUUCUAAAGCAUCUGCUAUUUCUACUCACAAUGCAGUUACUACUUCUACUCCUAUGGCAGUUGCUACUCCCAAUGCAGUUACUACUCCUAAAGCAGUUACUACCCCUAAGGCAGCUACUACUCCUAAGGCAGCUACUACUCCUAAGGCAGCUACUACUCCUAAGGCAAUUACUACUCCCAAGGCAGCUACAACUCCUAAAGCAGCUACAACUCCUAAGGCAGCUGCCACUCCUAAGGCAGCUACUACUCCUAAAGCAGUUAUUGAACGUGCAGAAUUAUCAUUUGAACCACCACAGUGCUUUUCUUAUAAUUACGAGUAUACUACAUAUUUAGUAUUUACUACAGUAGAAACUUUGUUGAUCUCAGUAACAAAUUCACCAACGGCGCAAAUAAACCCGCCACUACAAACACCACAAGCACAACCACCACAAACACCACAAGCACAAACACUACAAGCACAACCACCACAAACACCACAAACACCACAAGAACAACCACCACAGACACCACAAGCACAACCACAAACACCAUAG
Messenger RNA from Dentiscutata erythropus, 833 nucleotides. The record is from the annotation of a GenBank genome assembly. Lineage: Eukaryota; Fungi; Glomeromycota; Glomeromycetes; Diversisporales; Gigasporaceae.